This is a messenger RNA of Vicia faba (fava bean), 3255 nucleotides long. Lineage: Eukaryota; Viridiplantae; Streptophyta; Magnoliopsida; Fabales; Fabaceae. The record is from the annotation of a GenBank genome assembly.
AUGGAAAUGAAUCACAUUUUAUUCUUGUCUACUUUUACCAUCACAAAUUUUCUACUACUACCACAUGUUCUAUGUCUAGAUCAAGGUAAUUCUCUUGCACCUUCGUUUGUCACAAAGGAAAUCUACAAGCAGCUUGAAGGUCUCACUACCACUUUAACAAAAGAUAUCAAACAAGAUUUAGGUUUCUGCAUACAAGAUGUGAAUAAAGAUUGGGAGGAAGCCUUUAAUUUUAAGGGGGAAUUGGAUUUUGUAGAGGCUUGUGUUAAGCAAAAAGGUGAUUUUACUGAUAGAGUUUGUACCACUGCUGAAAUAAGGAACUACUUUCAGAGUUUUUUCCUAGAAGGAGGCACAUCUGCGAGUUACGUGAAACCGAACAAAAAUUGCAACUUGACUUCAUGGGUUUCUGGUUGUGAGCCGGGUUGGAGUUGUAGUGCUGAUCAAAGAAUUGAUCUCAAAAAUGAUACAAAGGAUGUUCCUUCUAGAACCAAUGACUGUCAACCAUGUUGUGAAGGGUUUUUCUGUCCUCAGGGAUUAACUUGCAUGAUAACAUGUCCACUUGGUUCUUAUUGUCCACUUGCUAAAUUGAACGAAACAACUGGAGUAUGCGAUCCAUAUAGUUAUCAAAUUCCUGCUGGAGACACAAACCAUACUUGUGGUAGUGCUGAUAUCUGGUCUGGUGUUGUGAACAAUAGUAAUAUCUUUUGUUCUCCGGGAUCAUAUUGUCCGUCUCCCACGCGCAAAGUUUCUUGCGAUGAAGGAUAUUACUGCAGGAUGGGUUCAACUCAUCAAAAUCGAUGCUCCAAGUUGAGUAGCUGCAAUCCAAAUACAUCAACCCAAAACAUGCAUGCUUACGGCGCUUUGAUUAUUGUUGGUAUGAGUACAACUCUGAUCUUCAUUUAUAACUGUUCUGAUCAAGUUCUAGCUACUAGAGAAAGAAGGAAGGCUAAAUCAAGAGAAGCUGCAGCAAAACACGUAAGAGAAACGGUACAAGCUCGUGAAAGAUGGAAACAAGCAAGAGAGUUUGCUAAGAAAGGUUCAGCUGGAUUGCAGAAGCAGAUGUCUCGAACCUUUUCACGCAAGAAAUCCAAUAAGCAAGGAGAUAUAAUUCCACCAACGCCUCCAGAUUCGUCAAGCAAACCAGGGCAAGCAGCGAAAGCCAAAAACAAGGAGCCUAGCGAUCUUACUAAAAUGAUGCAUUCCAUUGAGGACGAUGGACCUGAAGGAUUUGAUUUUAAGAUUGGUGAUAAGAACAUUAAAAAGCAAAUGCCGAAGGGAAAAAAUUUACACACUCAUAGCCAAAUUUUAAGGUAUGCUUAUGGCCAGAUUGAGAAGGAGAAAGCUCAGCAAGAACAAAACAAGAACAUGACAUUCUCGGGACUAAUUUCAAUGGCCUCUGAAGGUGAGGAAGUAAAAUCAAGACCUUCGAUUGAGGUAGCUUUCAAUAAUCUAACCCUUACUUUGAAAGGUAAAAACAAGCACAUACUCAGGUGUGUGAGUGGUGAAUUCAUGCCUGGUCGAGUUUCGGCUGUUAUGGGACCCUCGGGAGCUGGAAAAACAACAUUUCUUUCAGCUUUGGCCGGAAAAGCAAGAGGGUGCAAUCAGUCGGGAUCAAUUCUAGUUAAUGGAAAAAAUGAAUCCAUUCACUCUUAUAGGAAAAUUACUGGUUUUGUACCACAAGAUGAUAUCGUGCAUGGAAACUUGACAGUAGAGGAAAAUCUUCGUUUCAGCGCAAGAUGCAGGCUCCCUGCAGACAUGCCCAAACCAGAUAAGGUUCUGAUAGUUGAAAGAGUGAUUGAGGCCUUAGGGCUACAGCCAGUAAGGGAUUCUCUAGUUGGGACGAUAGAGAAGAGAGGCAUAUCCGGAGGACAAAGAAAACGUGUAAAUGUCGGACUAGAGAUGGUGAUGGAGCCUUCAUUAUUAAUCUUAGAUGAACCUACAACUGGUUUGGACAGCGCAUCGUCAAGUUUACUUCUUAAAGCGCUUCGCCGUGAAGCUCUUGAAGGUGUAAACAUCUGCAUGGUACUUCACCAACCAAGCUAUACUUUGUUCAGAAUGUUUGAUGAUAUAGUAUUUCUAGCCAAAGGUGGUCUUACAGCAUAUCAUGGUCCUGUGAAAAAAGUGGAAGAAUACUUUGCUGGCAUUGGAAUCCCGGUACCGGAUCGUGUCAAUCCUCCAGACCAUUUCAUUGAUAUUCUUGAAGGUUUAGAGAAACCAACUUCUGGUGUAACUAUUGAAACACUUCCUGUGAGAUGGAUGCUUCAUAAUGGAUAUCCAGUACCACCUGAUAUGCUUCAUUUGACCGAUCAAAUUGCCGCUCCUUCAUCUGCUGCCUCGGAUGCAACUAGCACAUCAAAGGGUGUUGAGGAAACUUCUGAUGAAUCCUUUUUUGUAGAGUUUUGGGAGGAUUUGAAGAGCAAUAUUAGGACGCAACGAGAUCGAAUAGAAGCGAUCUUCUCAAGAACAAAGGAUUUGUCUGGCCGAGUAACUCCUAAUGUAGCCCACCAAUAUAGAUACUUCGUUGGCCGGGUUGGCAAGCAGCAGUUGAGAGAAGCAAAACUACAAGCAGUCGACUAUCUCCUUUUAUUGGUCGCCGGCGCUAUCUUAGGAACUCUUACCAAAGUAAACGAUGAAACUUUCGGAUCCCUUGGUUAUACAUAUACAGUCAUUUCUGUUUCUCUACUUUGCAAGAUUGCAGCACUCAGAUCAUUUACUAUGGAUAAGUUACAAUACUGGAGAGAAAGUGCAGCUGGGAUCAGUAGUCUAGCCCAUUUUCUCGCAAAAGAUACGAUCGAUCUUUUUAGUACAAUCACCAAACCUGUAGUUUAUCUCUCCAUGUUCUUUUUUUUAAGUAAUCCAAGAUCAACUUUUGGAAGUAAUUAUAUAGUUUUGGCUUGUUUGGUGUAUUGUGUCACUGGCAUGGCUUAUGCAUUAGCCAUCUUCUUUCAACCUGCUCCUGCUCAGCUGUGGUCAGUGCUUGUUCCUGUUGUUAUGACUCUCAUUGCCAACCAGACUAGAGAUACUACAUUUAUGAAGAUCCUAGUACAGUUUUGCUAUCCGAAAUGGGCUUUGGAGGCUUUUAUCAUUGCAAAUGCUGAAAGGUACACUGGGGUAUGGCUGAUAACUCGUUGUAGUUCACUGAUGAGCGGUAGUUAUAAUGUCAACUCGUGGAAUGUUUGUCUAAUUGUCCUCGUUUUGUAUGGAAUGAUUGCCCGAGUUGUAGCCUUCAUUUGUCUGGUAAUUUCCCAAAAGAGGUGA